UCUGGACAUUCCCCCCCGUGAUGAAGGCAAACUUUUUGCCGGUAGUGGAUGCCUUGGGGAUCGUCGGGCGCUCCGCCAAUCAAUUGCGCCACUAAGCGACAGUGGCUGCUGGCCAGCGCCGAGUCGAGACCACUCACGAUGAAGGUGAGGUAAGGAAGACGGCCACUGCACACCACGCGCGGAGCGCCAUUUUUUUCCUGACCUCAUCGGCUGACCUCUCUAUUCUGCCGCUGCCUUCUUGUCUUGCUCAUCCUUGUUGUUCAUCACCAUCUGCCAAGUGUUUGCCGAGAGGACUGCGACGGUCGACACAAGGCUACGCUUGCCUGCUUCCUCCCAUCACACCUCACCGACCGCAUGCUCUGUAGAUGACACUACAAGAAUGAGCCGCAAGAGAAGGAGAAGUGGGUAACAAGCACGCAAACCAGCACGCAACUACCCGCCUACCCUCGCAUAUGGAGCUCGGAGGCCGCAAAUUGCUGCCACGUCUCCCCCCGACCCCCUCCGACCUCUCUCCCGUCCGACAUGACCAGCCUCACCUAGAAGUCGACGAGCAACCAUGGCUUUCACCCAUGGAAGAGCAGCCGGGCCAGAAGCGCAAAAGACAGCGCUGCGACGACAAUGACCUCCUCCAACCUGCCCCUCAGGCACUGCCUAGCGUCCGACAUCUAUUGACAGGCAGUCGACCGGCCACCCCCUCCCGACCCAACACCCCGAGCAACACUCCGCGCCUCGUGCGCACGAGCAAGAAUGUCUACGUCCACGAUGGCCCCUACCUCUUCCUCGCCCCGCAUCCGCAACGCGACUUCCCCGUCAGCGUAGCAGAGGAUACGCGGCCUUUGAGUUUCGCCGCCGUCGAGCCGGAGCUUAUGCAUGUCUUUCGUCGUGCUUGGUAUCUCCGGCAAUACAUCCGGCUCAAGCAGAUGCGCAGCGAGACCUGGCUCGAUCACAUCUUCUUCAACGACUGUUUCGGCGUGGAGAAUACGCUGCACACCUGGAUUGCUCGCUACGAGCCUGGCACGUUACAAUACCCCGCUAGUCUCCUAUACUUUCGUUGUCUCUGGCUGCUGUUCAAUCGGUCCGUCCAAGCCUCCCACCCCUCCCCGGCGUAUGCGCAGGUUGUCGACGAUGGGUUGCAUCACGCCAAGACCAUCGAAAAGGCUCUGGGCGCCUCCGGCGACCGAUCCAUCUUGCUCCUGCCUCUCUUCCUUCUAGGCGUCUCCGCCUUUUACGUCGAACAGAGACGCGACGUCUGGGAUGCUCUCGACCGCAUCGAUCCCUCGCCCAACAACGAUGCUGUCAAUCAUGCCGCCAAGACACUCGAGCGACUCUGGACUAUGAUGGACGAUGGCCGAGUCUCCUCCACCUGGGAUUGGGAGCGCUACCAGGCCCACGAGUACACCGCGUCGGCACGAGACCGCUCGCUGAUCGAUCUCCUGCUCGAUCCACUUGCCGCCGCUCCCGUGGCACAGCCCACUCAUCUCCGCUCUCCAGAAACGCACGCUUUCGACCAUUCACGCUUCCGCGCCGUCCAGCCUCCCGCCGCCCCUUAUCCACAAGCUGCCCUGCAAUCCGUGCUCCCUGUCGACUCCUCCCGACUCAGGCAAGAUGUCAACAUGUACACUCCGCCGCCGAAUUCCCGCUCCCCACACCGCAACCACUCGGUGACUUCUCUUGAGCUUCCUGACGCGCCCCGAAUGGAUAUCAUUCAAGAACUCGCGACAUCCCGGCAGCACGCAAGCACUCCUCGGCCUGCGCAACCCACCACGCGCACUUCCUCGCCUCCCUUGCAGCGCACAUCGUCGCCCCAUCAGCCUCAACCCGUCAACGGCACCGACGCCCUCCACCAGCGCAAACAACCCAAAUCCAAGUCUUCUGUACCCCCCUGUCCCACCUGCGGAAAAGAGCUCAAAAACCCCUCCGACGCCCAAAAACACCAACUCCAGCACUCCAAGCCCUUCCGCUGCCGCGAACCCGGCUGCACGCGCGCCCAAGGCUUCGCCACGGAAAACGACCUGCAACGCCACCGCAAAUCCGUGCACGGCGCCUCGCCGCGCAUCGGCAACAAAAUCGGGUACGUGUGUGCUGCUUGUCCGGAUCCCGGCGACGGCACGUCGCGCAAGUGGUGGCCGCGCUUGGACAACUUCAAGGCGCAUAUUCGUCGCAAGCACGUCGAUCGCGAGGAGGAGGGGUUGAUUCUCGCUUCGGCGAGUGCGGAGAAGCCCGGGGAUGGAGUAGGGUUGCAGCAGCAUGGGGGGUCUGCGGUGAGGUUCGAGGGGGAUGGUACGCAGCGCCAAGAAGGAGACGAUGAGGAGCUGGGCCGCGCUUCUUCUUCCUCUUCGUCGCAGCGUGUGGCGUAUGAUUAUGAUGACGAGGAGGAGGAUGUUUUGCUGCACCAGACUCGUCCGGCGGAGCGCGAGGCUGAGAUUGCGCAGAGCGCUUCUUCUGAUGGGGGAGGUGCUGAGCUGGACGCUCCUGCUUCUGCGGACCCGGCGGCUGCGGAUGGUGCUGAGGGGUCUGUGGAGGGGAAGGAGUAGGGAGAGACGGCGAGAUCGACUACUUUUCGGUAUUCUUGAUGCAUGAGGGCUUGGACGCGAUGGUCUGUGAUGGGGCGUGAACUUGGCGAUAUUGUGG
Molecule: messenger RNA, 2631 nt
Organism: Neohortaea acidophila
Lineage: Eukaryota; Fungi; Ascomycota; Dothideomycetes; Mycosphaerellales; Teratosphaeriaceae
Exons: 2
Coding region: 453-2534 (693 amino acids)
Source: RefSeq, a predicted model, not a curated record